UUGCUAUGAGAUACCUGUGUACCCACGGUAAAGCCGUGGCGUUUAAACACAGGCGAUUUGUUUGUGUUUAAGCGUUACAACACAUGGCAUGAUUAAAACACUCAACUGUAAAUAAAUGCAUCAAAUAGAAAAAUGCGCUUGACGGCGCUGGAGGACUUCAAGUGGUUCAGUCUGUUUAAGAGGCGAUGUGACAGGAAGCUGCAUUGCAUUGCACUGUGCUGUGCUGACUCGGAGUGGCUAAGGGACACCAGCAGCACAGAAGCUGGAGCAGCAGUCUCUCUCUGCAACAGGGAGUGCUUGAAUCUAGAUAUACGUGUCGGCUAUUUUAAAAUUCAAACAAAAAGCACACACUCGAGGGGUGUAAUAUAUUGUAGCCCCAGCUAACAUGGCGCGUCAGUACGAAGAGGUUACAGUCCGCGGGUACGAUGAGUUUAUGAAGGCCGUAUCGCAGCGUAAGGGCAAAGACGUGUUUGCCUAUUUCUCCGGCAGUAAAAACGAGCAAGGCUUCAGUUGGUGUCCUGACUGCGUGAAAGCGGAGCCGAUAGUGCGAGGCGAGUUGGGUUACCUGCCACCCGGCUCUGUUUUCAUCUACUGCCAAGUCGGGGAACGCUCCUACUGGAAGGACCCGAACAACGAGUUUAAAAAGACGCUGAAGCUGAGCGGAGUGCCCACGCUGCUUCGCUACGGCACGCCCCAGAAGCUGGUGGAGGAGGAGUGCUUUAAGAAAGACCUGGUGCGCAUGAUGUUCACCGAGGAUUAGAUUCCUCCAGCUGGGACCCCUGGUCUCCCCGAUCCACCCUCUCUGAUCAAUCUCACCGUCCCGUUCGCCUUAAAGAGAUACCGUGCCACAGGGAGGGGGAACAAGACUCCCCUCGCAUAGCAUUCUGAACCACAGUACAGGCUUUACUGGAAUUCCAGAACGAAACGCUGUUUGCAGUUAAGAUCGCAGAACCCGGAGUGGCUCCAACUGCUGUGCGACGGGAGUCUUAUUUCCAUGUUUUAAUCCCCUCCCCCUCCCGUAUGUAUAAAAUAAACACAAGUAAAGGUUUCUACGGUAGAGGGGCAUCCAUGGUUUACUGGUCUGCUGUAUUGUAUUCAGGGUCCUCACAGAGCACAAGAGUGGUCUGCAGUGUUGACACUGUAUUCAUUGAGUUGGGACUCAAAAGUCAUUGCUUUGUAUCGGUGGACUCCACAAAACACAACAGCACUUGCGGUUGAUAGCUGAAAUGAAUAUAUGUAUAGGCUUACAGUAUACAUUAAAAUGCUAUUAAACAAUAAAACUAAGUUGUAAUACACUACCA
Messenger RNA from Acipenser ruthenus (sterlet), 1301 nucleotides. RefSeq names its product thioredoxin domain-containing protein 17-like. The transcript is spliced from 4 exons. Gene Ontology annotation, molecular function: protein-disulfide reductase [NAD(P)H] activity. Gene Ontology annotation, cellular component: cytosol. Bases 386 to 760 code for a protein of 124 amino acids. The record is from RefSeq and is a predicted model, not a curated record. Lineage: Eukaryota; Metazoa; Chordata; Actinopteri; Acipenseriformes; Acipenseridae.